This is a messenger RNA of Desarmillaria tabescens, 1119 nucleotides long. RefSeq lists its product as uncharacterized. The transcript is spliced from 3 exons. The record is from RefSeq and is a predicted model, not a curated record. Lineage: Eukaryota; Fungi; Basidiomycota; Agaricomycetes; Agaricales; Physalacriaceae. The coding region runs from base 309 to 992 and encodes 227 amino acids.
AGAACAACGCGGGCAAGCACUCCUCUGGUUGCAUUCAUCUACAUUCAAUGCAUCAGGCCACCGAAGUAUCCUGCAAUCUUCAGCAGAAAUCUCUUCAAGCACCUUGGGAUGUCUUCCCAGCGAUCGCGGUGCCAUGUUUGCGGCUUCCCUGCAGCAACAGAUAAAUGGUCCUGAACCCUUCGUCCCAUACCCUGUCGCGGAGAUAGAUCGGAACUCUACUUCUGAGCAUUGCAGUUCAUCACCAAUCAUCAUCAUUACUCGGCAAGCUUUCGUAUUUAUGGAUUUGCGCGUGAGAGCACGGCAGAUCGAUGUUCAAAUCAGCAAUCAAAACUGCUUCCGUACGCAUGUGCACAUUCCGAAGCAUUCUUCAGAGCAGGCAGUGCUCUUCGUUCCAGUUGCAACCCAAUACAUGGAAGAAAGACGUUGCCACUGCUCGGUAUGCGUGCAGUAUCCGCGACCAACGUGCUCUGGGGGACCUGGAGCCUAGGCGAAGACGGGUUGGUCACCACUAUCGACAGAUCUACGAAUGGGAUGGGAGAAUAUGUCGUCGAGAAGCUGUCGUCAAGAUGGCAGUAUCCCAAGGACCUUGCCUCAAUUUCGAAUCAUGCUCACGUUCAUCCCCCGGAUUAAACAGAGAUCGCACAAGUUGUUGGAUGCGACACCCAGUUCUCCCUUCCAUUGCCUUGCAAUUGCAAGCCGCUCUUCCAACAGACAAGUUUCGCCAUCUCGUACUUCUUAUCCACGGGCAUAACAGGAAAUUUCUGUAUACGCUUGUGCGACUCCCCGCCAUAUGUGAUGGGUGGUAUAGGGUGAUUAGGCGACUUAUUCGAUGGGCUAAAAGCGAGGAGUUUUUCACUUGGGCGUUCUUGGAACGUGUCGAGGCGGUAGUUAUGAUCGGAGAGCUGCAUGGUAUUUUGGCUACCACGAUGAAGACACGUCUUUAUCACAGUAUGAUUACCGGGCGUGUACAGAGGAAUUUCUGUUUUGGCUGAGCGAAUAUCGCGUCAAUGGAGAACCACUACAUAAACUGUAUACUAUGGAACACUCUCGGGUUAUGCAUCCCGAGUUUCAGGAACUCAGAAAUACGGAUUUCAGUGAGAUCGUCAAUUUAAACCGCGA